GCACGGCCGGGGCGGCGGCGGCGCCGGGAGAGCGGCCGGGGGAGGGAAGGAAAGAAGGACCGAGUGACGCGGGGCCGGGUCGGAGGAGCUGCGGCCGCGCCGGACCAGGAUGGAUCACCACCAGCCCGCCAGCCGCUACCAAGUGCUUCACAAUGAGGAUGACCCACCAGAAUCUUCAGCAGCUGAGCAGCCCUCGACGUCUGCAGAGACUACGCAGACUCCCCAGACAGCAGCCUUAUCUGAAGCAGAUACUUCCCCUCCACCUUACUGUAGCAUAGCUGUGGAAGCAGCUGCAGCUUCAGAAACACAAAAUGAAUUUUAUCCUGUACCACCUCCAUACAGUGUAGCUACCUCUCUUCCUACUUAUGAUGAAGCAGAGAAGGCCAAAGCUGCAGCAAUGGCAGCUGCUGCAGCAGAAGUUGCCCAACGACACGCCCAGUUUAGGGAAUCUAGGAGUCUGUUUGAUGAAAUAUUCCUCAGUCGUCCAGAGGAAGAAGAGUAUCCACCACGGGAUGAUUUCAGUGAUGCAGAUCAGCUUAGAGUGGGCAAUGAUGGCAUCUUCAUGUUGGCAUUUUUCAUGGCGUUUAUUUUCAACUGGAUUGGAUUUUGUUUAUCCUUCUGUAUAACAAAUACUAUAGCUGGAAGGUAUGGUGCAAUCUGUGGAUUUGGUCUCUCCCUGAUCAAAUGGAUUCUCAUUGUACGGUUUUCAGAUUAUUUUACUGGAUAUUUCAAUGGACAGUACUGGCUUUGGUGGAUAUUUCUUGUACUUGGACUCCUCUUGUUCUUUCGAGGCUUUGUUAAUUAUCUUAAAGUCAGAAAUAUGUCUGAAAGCAUGGCAGCUGCUCACAGAACAAGAUUUUUUUUCUUGUACUGAAGACAGCAUCGAACAGACAUUCCUUUCCAGUGCUGGUGUGAAACUUCCAGAUGAUGUGUAACCCUCCGAGUUAAUAAGACAGAAGACUACUAAAACAGGAAGACAAAUUAGUGAAGAUAUGGCUUUAAGAAUGAAUGACAGGAUGCUUUAUGCUCAAAUACCAGUUCUGGUCAUUCUAGUAAAUAUUUAUUAUUGCUGCCUUUUUUUUUUUUUAGCACAUUUGUAUAUGUGCUUAUUAAAAAGAUAAUAUUGAAGUAAGAACAAACUAUCUGUAAGUAUAGAUUAGGUACAGUCAGACUCAAUCUGUGCUUGUUGUGUCUGAAAGAUUUAAGUGGUAACUUGUUUCACAGCUUCUAUGUACCACUGACUUGGUGAUCUGAACUUUUGAGUACAAUGAAAUGCAUUAAAUGAUUCAGAUUAACCAGUUCAGACAAUUUUUUUUUAAUAUAAUUUAGAUUCAUCUAAUGAUUGUAUAGAACAUUUUUAAGUUUACUAAACCCCAAAGUUCCUUGUUGUCACAAACUUGUAUUCACCAGUAUUUUAUCAAAUUCAAAACAACAUACUGGUUUGCUUAAAAAUUAUAGGCUUUGAGUUCCCUGUAAAUAACUCUACAUAAAUGACUGUUGGAAUUGCUUCUUAGGAAAUAUGUCAAAAUAUAUUUUGAAACAGCAUAUUCUCUAAAUUUUGUUUAAUCUUAGAGCUAUAUACAUAUUUUUUGUUAAUUGGCUAUUAAGGGUAUAGUUAUUAUUAGAUGUAAUUUUGGAGGUUUGCAUUCUUGAGUUCAGUAUAAAUACAACAUCCACACUGAGGGCUUCUCAAAAAAAAAAUCAUAUCGCUGUCUUAUAAUGCUUGUUUAGAAUAAAUACUUUGUCAUUUCAUAAGAAUAAACUAGUUUAAAUGCAAGGUAAUUUGGGAAAUAAUCUAUGAGGGGAAAAAAUAUUUCAAAGCUCUGAAAGUAGAAAAUGUUUGUUGCACCUCUCCCAGUAUUCAUUUAAGGUAUACCAUUACUUUCUUAUAAAUAUCAUCUCUUUAAGGGGUACUGUCUACUGUUCAUGCAUGUGUGGUUUCUUUUAAAGUUUAUGAAAUUUAUGCGUCUCAUUAAGUAGAAGAAUACAUCUCUCAGUCCUUUGUACAACUGGAAUCUCAGUUGCAAAAAUGCAUUGGUUGUUGGUUGCACCUUUGAGGGGAAAAAAAAUACAAAUACUUUCCUGCAGUUUUUCUUUUUAUAUUAGAAUUCUACCUUUUUAUUACUAACAUUAAAGCCAGUGGGGUUUGUUGUGUUAAGCUAGUUCUGUAUUGACUUUUGUAUCUAUAAUGAAUGUUUAAAAUAUAUGUAUGUAAACUGGUCACAUUAUUUUCCUAAUCUUUCAGAGAUACAGAUAGUGACUAAAAUUUUAGGGGCACCUCUACUUCUCUAUGGAAAGAAGAGAGUUAAAUAUUAUGUUCAGCAUCCUAUUGGGAUUUCCUUCUAAACUUAUCUGUUUUUCUCUGUUACUUUGCAUCCACUGUCCAGAUGAAAAAAAAAUGGAUAAUAAAGCAUUGCUUUGUUUUGCUAAUUAA
Messenger RNA from Pseudopipra pipra, 2434 nucleotides. It is a transcript of the gene NDFIP2, whose product is annotated as Nedd4 family interacting protein 2. The transcript has 9 exons. Gene Ontology annotation, molecular function: WW domain binding. The coding region runs from base 110 to 874 and encodes 254 amino acids. Gene Ontology annotation, biological process: positive regulation of protein ubiquitination; metal ion transport; vacuolar transport. Lineage: Eukaryota; Metazoa; Chordata; Aves; Passeriformes; Pipridae. Gene Ontology annotation, cellular component: Golgi apparatus; perinuclear region of cytoplasm; endoplasmic reticulum. The record is from RefSeq and is a predicted model, not a curated record.